AUGAGUUUUAAGGAAAAAUUGCAGAGAAGGGAGAACUGCAAUGAAGUAGUAUACGAGGCAUGCGGGAAAAUUGAUCAACAUUUUAGGGUGAAUGAAAAGACAAUAAAACACAAAAAUGACGAAGAAAAUUUUUCGAAAAAGUUACCGUUCUUUAUGAAUAAGGAUAAGGAUAAGAAAAAUGAGAAAUACGACUUUUUGAUGAACGUUACAGAAGGAGAUGAAGAUGUAAAAUUCAUAGCAAAAACUAUGAAUACAUAUUUGAACUUAGGUGAAGGGAUUAGAGUUCGAAUGGCCCUACUGUAUAGAACUGGACAGUUCAAUUUGUUUAGAAAUUAUUUAACAGCUAUUAAAGAAAUACGUAAGGGAAUUUUUGCUUUAAAAAUUACCAGAAAAGGAGAUAUGAGAAAAAAAUUAUUGCGAUUUAAUAUUGGUCAUAUAUGUAUAAUGGGAAAAUGGUCAAGGAAAAUAUUAUUGUAUGAUGAGAUAACACAAAUAAAUAUAGGAAAUAGUUGUACAUCAGAGUUAAGACUUUUUGAAAAGAAAUAUCAAGAUAUUUAUAACAGAUCCAAUUAUGUAGUUUUACGGAGUUUAUAUAGAGACUACAGUUUUUUGUUUAUAGAAGAUGAAAAAAUUUCCAUGAGAAUUAAAAGUAACUCACCUCUUGUAAAAUUAAAAAAAUUGUUAAAUAAAUCGCCUAUGAUUCACAAAAAUAAUAAUUUAAAUUUAAGCAAUAAUCCACCUCGAGAAUUAAAAGAUACUACUAUUUCUACAACUGAGGAAAAUUGUGAAGACAUAAAAAGAGAAAUUUAUCAUGCGAAAUAUGAAAAUAGUAGAGGUAAUAACUUUCUAGCUAAGGAUAAAGGACUAGAUAAAAACAACACUAAUCAAGGUUUUAAAUACUUUUUUUUAUCUGCGCUUAAAAGUAUAAAAUCGAAAAAUGUCGAUAUGUAUGAUGAAAAAGUCAAAGCAGUAAUUAAAAAAAAUAACAUGAUUUUUUUUGAUAAAUAUGAUUUCAGAAAUGCAAAAAUUAAUUCCUUUUUUCUUUUUUGUCAAAUAGAAUUAGAUAUAUGUGGACCAGAAAUCUGGUUCACUUCCAAGUUUGAUGAGAUGCUCUUCACGCACAUGAAUUAG
Messenger RNA from Plasmodium gonderi, 1131 nucleotides. RefSeq lists its product as hypothetical. Bases 1 to 1131 code for a protein of 376 amino acids. The transcript is spliced from 4 exons. The record is from RefSeq and is a predicted model, not a curated record. NCBI's taxonomy places the organism in Eukaryota, Apicomplexa, Aconoidasida, Haemosporida, Plasmodiidae.